Messenger RNA from Aspergillus neoniger CBS 115656, 3517 nucleotides. RefSeq names its product isoleucine--tRNA ligase ILS1. The record is from RefSeq and is a predicted model, not a curated record. The transcript has 2 exons. The coding region runs from base 164 to 3397 and encodes 1077 amino acids. Gene Ontology annotation, biological process: isoleucyl-tRNA aminoacylation. NCBI's taxonomy places the organism in Eukaryota, Fungi, Ascomycota, Eurotiomycetes, Eurotiales, Aspergillaceae. Gene Ontology annotation, molecular function: isoleucine-tRNA ligase activity; ATP binding; aminoacyl-tRNA deacylase activity.
UGGAGACAAAAAAAUGGUGCGCGGGGUGAGUCAAAACGAUUCUGCCGCUUGUGCGCAACCUUCAAUCGGGCUUUAAAUCUACCCCGCGGAUCCCUCGCUGGAAGAUCGCAAGUCGACAGAUUUCCUCCCUGUCACCUCCUCUUCCCUUCCCCCCUCGCCCGUCAUGUCCAUUGAUUUUCCCCGCGAGGAGGAGGCCAUCCUCCAAAGGUGGAGGGAGAUCAACGCCUUCCGGAGGCAGGUUGAGCUCUCCGAAGGUCGUAAACCAUACACCUUCUACGAUGGCCCUCCCUUCGCUACCGGUCUGCCUCACUAUGGUCACUUGUUGGCCUCGACCAUCAAGGAUAUCAUUCCCCGUUAUUGGUCUAUGAAGGGUCACUAUGUCGAGCGUCGCUUUGGCUGGGACACCCAUGGUGUGCCCAUCGAGUACGAGAUCGACAAGAAGCUGGGCAUGUCGGGUCUCGAGGCCGUCGAGAAAAUUGGUAUUGAGAAGUACAACGAGGAGUGCAGAGCCAUUGUCAUGAGAUUUGCUUCGGAAUGGCGUCAAACUAUCGAGCGACUGGGUCGUUGGAUCGACUUUGACAAUGACUACAAGACCAUGAACGUGAGCUUCAUGGAAUCAGUGUGGUGGGUCUUCAAGCAACUGUUCGACAAGGACCUUGUCUACAGAGGCUACCGCGUCAUGCCUUACUCGACCGCUCUCAACACCCCCCUCAGUAACUUCGAGGCUCAACAAAACUACAAGGAUGUGCAAGACCCUGCCGUCGUCGUCACAUUCCCCCUCGUCCACGAGCCCGAGACUUCCCUUCUUGCAUGGACGACCACCCCAUGGACCCUGCCCUCGAACAUCGCCCUCGCGGUCAACCCCACCUUUGAAUACAUCAAGAUCCUCGACGAGGCAUCUGGAAAGCACUACAUUCUGCUCGAGUCUCUGCUCCGGACGCUGUACAAGGACCCCAAGAAGGCCAAGUUCAAGAUCGUCGACCGCUUUAAGGGCGCUACCAUGAAGGACUGGAAGUACCAGCCCCUCUUCGAUUACUUCUACGAAGAGUUCAAGGAGCACGGUUUCCGGGUCCUUAACGCCGAGUACGUUACUGCUGAGGACGGUACCGGUAUCGUCCACCAGGCUCCCGCCUUUGGUGAGGACGAUUACAGAGUUGGCAUGGAGAACGGCGUCAUCAGUGAGAGCCGUCUUCCCCCUAACCCUGUUGACGAAAAGGGUUGCUACACAGCCGAAGUGAAGGACUUCGAGGGCCAACACGUCAAGGCUGCCGACAGGGGUAUUAUCAAGCACCUGAAGGCUGCUGGACGCCUGGUUGUCGACAGCCAGAUUACUCACAGCUACCCCUUCUGCUGGCGUUCCGACACUCCCUUGAUCUACCGGGCCGUGCCGGCUUGGUUCGUCAAGAUCGGUCCUAUCAUCCCUCAGAUGCUCCAGGGCAUUGACGACUCCCACUGGGUGCCGAGCUUCGUCAAGGAGAGACGCUUCUCCAGCUGGAUCCAGAAUGCUCGCGACUGGAACAUCUCGAGAAACCGUUUCUGGGGUACUCCUCUGCCCUUGUGGGUGAGCGAUGAUUUCAAGGAGGUUGUCGCCGUUGGUAGUGCCGAGGAACUCAAGCAGCUUAGUGGUUACGAGGGUGAACUCACCGACCUGCACCGCGACAAAGUCGACAAGAUCACCAUCCCCAGCAAGCAGGGCAAGGGCGUCCUUCGCCGUGUUAGCGAGGUGUUUGAUUGCUGGUUUGAGUCUGGCAGCAUGCCUUAUGCAUCCCAGCACUACCCCUUUGAGAACAAGGAACAGUUCGAGAACAGCUUCCCCGGUGACUUCAUCGCGGAGGGUCUUGACCAGACUCGUGGUUGGUUCUACACCCUGACUGUGCUUGGUACCCACCUCUUUGGCAAGCUUCCUUUCAAGAACUGUGUCGUCAACGGCAUUGUUCUCGCAGAGGAUGGAAAGAAGAUGUCCAAGAGACUUAAGAACUACCCUGAUCCCUCCCUCGUCAUGGAGCGUUACGGUUCUGAUGCUCUUCGCCUCUACUUGAUCAACUCUCCAGUUGUGCGCGCUGAGCCCCUUCGGUUCAAGGAGUCGGGUGUCAAGGAGAUUGUCGCCAAGGUUCUGCUUCCCCUCUGGAACAGCUACAAGUUCUUCGAGGGUCAAGCCGCUCUGUUCAAGAAGACGCAGGGCUUCGAUUACACCUUUGAUCCUAAGGCGGAGGCUACUAACACCAACGUCAUGGACCGCUGGAUCCUGGCCAGUUGCCAGAGUCUUCUCAAGUUCGUCAACGAGGAGAUGGCCGGGUACCGUCUGUACACUGUCGUUCCUCGCCUGCUUGAGUUGAUCGACAACACCACCAACUGGUACAUUCGUUUCAACCGCAGACGUCUCAAGGGUGAGAACGGUGUCGAUGAUACCCAGCAUGCCCUGAACACCCUCUUCGAGGUCCUGUACACCCUGGUCCGGGGCCUGGCUCCCUUCACUCCUUUCCUUACCGACACCAUCUACCUGAAGCUUCUCCCUCACAUCCCCGAGGCGCUCCGUAGCGAGGACAGCCGCAGUGUCCACUUCCUUCCCUUCCCCGAGGUUCGGGAAGAGCUUUUCGAUGAGGUUGUCGAGAGGCGCGUUGGCCGGAUGCAGAAGGUCAUUGAUAUGGCUCGUAUCUCCCGUGAACGUCGGAACAUUGGUCUGAAGACGCCGCUGAAGACUCUCGUUGUCAUCCACCAGGAUCAGCAGUACCUGGACGAUGUGAAGUCCCUGCAGGGAUACAUCCUCGAGGAGCUGAACGUUCUUGAGCUUGUCCUGUCCUCGGACGAGGAGAAGUACAACGUCCAGUACAGUGUGACCGCCGACUGGCCUACGUUGGGCAAGAAGCUGAAGAAGGAGGUCCAGAAGGUCAAGAAGGCCUUGCCCUCUCUGACCAGCGAGGACGUGAAGAAGUUCGUCGCCGACAAGAAGAUGCUUGUUGACGGCAUUGAGCUUGUUGAAGGUGAUCUGGUCGUGAAGCGUGGAAUGAAGGAGGACAGCGCGUCGGCCAACAUGGAACCCAACACGGAUAGCGACUUGCUGACCAUCCUGGACGCUAACCUGUACCCCGAGUUGGCCGAGCAAGGGUUGGGCCGUGAGAUCAUCAACCGUCUGCAGCGUCUUCGUAAGAAGGCGGGUCUUGUUCCUACUGAUGAUGUGAAGAUGGAGUAUGCCGUCCUGUCGGAUCCCGAGGAUGUGGGCAUCAACAAGGCGUUUGAGACGCAAGCCAAGGCCAUCGAAAAGGUUGUGCGCAGACCGCUCGACCGCUACGAGCUUGUGGACGGCAAGGUGCCCAGCGGAGAGGAGCCGGGAAUGAUCAUCCAAGAAGAGCAAGAAGUACAAAAGGCCACUUUCCUGUUGCGUCUGCUCAAGUUGUAGAGGUUUGAUCGAUUCACACAGAUAAGAUGUUGAUAGCUUAGACCAUACAAUUCCCGCUAGUUACGAUGUUUUGACAUUUUGUUUAGUUGAUGGAUGAAUAAGAUUACACACGUUCAUGAU